GUUACCCGGCCGCUCUGGACCCUCCUACGCGGCAGAGUCCCUCAGCCCGGGGGCCUCGGACCCCAGGGCUCAGGAGGUGCGCAAGGAGCGAGCAGCGGGGAGAGGGCCGAGCGCGGACCGAGCCGGAGCUGCCGCGGGCCCUUCCGAUCCCCGCGGCCAUCUCCCAGGUCUGGCCAGGCUGAUGGGACCGGCGAGGAGGCCUUGCACCUUGACGUCCAGAAACUGAAGGAGAAGAUGGACAUGCUGGACCAGGAGAUAUCCCAGUUACUAUCUGAAGGCUACCAUGUGGAUGAACUGGAGGCUCACAUCUCCCAGCUGCACGAGUACAACGACAUCAAGGACGUGGGGCAGAUGCUGCUGGGAAAGCUGGCCGUGAUCCGAGGUGUCACCACCAAAGAGCUGUACCCGGAAUUCGAUCUGGACGUGAAUGACUGAGCCGUGUCUCGGGGCCCACGGGGACAGGCAGAUGUGGACUCGAGCAGCCGUGAGGGCCGCGCAGCACCCUGCAGGGUUUGCCCUGAGAAAAUGCUGGCGGCCUUUUCCGAAAAUUCCUGGGCUCAGGAGGGCGCCCAGAGACGGGCAGAGAAGAGGAGGGACGCCAAGUGCAAGGUUCCUGACGUGUCCCACCCCUGCGGUGCGCGGCCCUGUGUGUCCCUUCUGUUAAUAAACAUCGGCACCGUCUCAGUGCGGAGCUG
Molecule: messenger RNA, 695 nt
Organism: Chinchilla lanigera (long-tailed chinchilla)
Lineage: Eukaryota; Metazoa; Chordata; Mammalia; Rodentia; Chinchillidae
Gene: Swi5
Product: SWI5 homologous recombination repair protein
Exons: 5
Biological process (GO): double-strand break repair via homologous recombination
Cellular component (GO): Swi5-Swi2 complex; Swi5-Sfr1 complex
Source: RefSeq, a predicted model, not a curated record